CCCUCAACAAGCUCCGUAUAAAGCACGGCCCGUCCAUUUCGCAUUUCUGCACCGCCAGAAACGCAGACUCAGACUCGCGCUGUCGUAAACGCACCCGAGUCGACGCUCGAUUUUCGAUUUUCGAUAGGCCCCGCCCCCCCCCCCGCACACGCACGCUCGCACACACAAUGGCAGACUCGUGGGAGCAAGAGGAGGACAACCUGUCGCAGCAGGCACAGAACCUCAACCUCAACAACAACAAUAACGCGCAAGGACAGUUCAGGCCUGGCGGCGCAGCGUUCACUCCGGGCGCAUCGUCUUUCACCCCCGGUGCGUCGUCGUUCACGCCUGGGCAGCAAUACCAGCAGUAUGGCGGAGGAUACCAGCAAUAUGGCCAAUACGGCCAGCAGCAGUACGGCCAGCAGGGAUACAGCAACUUCCAGCAGUAUGGUCAGCAGCAAGGCUUCCCCCAGUACGGACAAUACGGACAGCAGCAGUACGGCCAGCAGGGCUACGGCGCCCAGGGCCAAGGCCAAUAUAACUACCAGCAACAGCAAAACUUCCAGCCGCAACAACAGCAACAGCGCCAGGCGCCCGUCCAGAUCGCGAAAAGAGGUGACAACAACGCUCCGGCCGCCCCGGCUGCCCAGCCGAAGAACGAUGCUGCACCCAAAGCCAAGGUUCUGAGCAUCGGAGGCGAUGCUGCGCCCAAGGCAAAGGUCCUGUCUAUUGGCGGAGAUGCCGCUGCUCCCAAGGUGGAGAAGGCGGGCGGCACAAAAGUCUUGAGCCUGGGAGGCGCACCCGCUGCUGCACCCACAGCGAAGGACAAUGUUGACACCAAGGCCCCCGAGGCUGGAGCGAAGGUCGCCGCAGCCGUGGCCAUCGAGAAGACUGGCGAACCCACUGGAGCCUCCGGUCCAUCCGGUCGGACAUCACCCACACCUUCAACAGGCCGUAGCUCGCCCAGCCGAGCGGAAGGAUUGAACAAGAAGCAGUUGGUUGAUCUUGAAAAGGAGCAGGAAGAAGAUGUUGACGAGGCAGUUCUUGCUGAAAUGUACGGAAAAGAACACAUCAAUGUCAUCUUCCUUGGUCACGUUGACGCCGGCAAGUCUACGCUCGGUGGUAGUAUCCUUUUCGCCACCGGCAUGGUCGAUGAGCGAACCAUGGACAAAUACAAGAGGGAAGCCAAGGAUGCCGGCCGUGAAACCUGGUACCUAUCAUGGGCUUUGGAUCUAACCAAAGAAGAACGAUCCAAAGGCAAGACUGUCGAAGUUGGUAGGGGAUUCUUCGAGACCGAAAAGCGACGAUACUCUAUCCUCGAUGCACCGGGCCACAAGACUUACGUUCCAAGCAUGAUUGGCGGUGCAGCUCAGGCUGAUGUCGGAAUUCUUGUCAUCUCUGCCCGCAAGGGUGAGUACGAGACGGGUUUCGAGAAGGGUGGACAGACUCGCGAGCACGCUAUGUUGGCUAAGACCCAGGGUGUGAACAAGCUUGUGGUUGCUGUCAACAAGAUGGACGACCCGACUGUCGAGUGGUCUGAGGAGCGUUACAAGGAGUGCACAACGAAGCUUACGGUAUUCCUGAAGGGUGUGGGUUAUAACCCAAAGACUGACAUCGCCUUCAUGCCCAUCAGUGCUCAAACAACGGUCGGUAUCAAAGACCGAGUCCCCAAAGAGCUUGCACCAUGGCAUAACGGCCCUUCGCUGCUUGAGUACCUCGACAACAUGAAGGCUCUCGAGAGGAAGCUCAACGCACCCUUCAUGAUGCCCAUAUCUGCCAAGUACCGAGAUCUUGGUACUAUGAUUGAGGGCAAGAUUGAGUCCGGUGUCAUCAAGAAGGAGAACAAGUACCUCAUGAUGCCUAACCGAGACACCAUCACGAUUUCUGCGCUUUACGGAGAGCAAGAAGACGAAAUUCCCGGAGCCGCAUGCGGUGACCAGGUCCGUAUCCGUCUUCGUGGUGUUGAAGAAGAAGACAUCCUUCCCGGAUUCGUGCUCUGUUCACCCAAGAGGCCCGUACACUGCGUGUCAACCUUCGAGGCUCAGAUUGUCCUACUAGACCUCAAGAGUAUUCUUACAGCGGGUUACAAUUGCGUACUACACGUGCACGCCGCCCAAGAAGAGGUCACUUUCGAGGCCUUACUACACAAGCUUGAGAAGGGCACAGGCAGGAAGAGCAAGAAGGCGCCCGGAUUCGCCACAAAGGGCAUGUCGAUCAUUGCGCGACUCAAGGUCACUGGUACUGCCGGCGCUCUCUGCGUCGAGCGAUUCGAGGACUACCCCCAACUUGGUCGCUUCACGCUUCGUGACCAAGGACAGACGAUUGCCAUUGGUAAGAUCACUAAGUUGAUCACGGAGGAGCAGGCCGCCGCCGCCGCUGCUGCUGCCGCUGCCGCUGCUUAAGCGAGUCGAAGAGCUGGCCGUAGAGCCAAGACGAAUCACGAGCACGUCGCCACAGCUUAGGCUGCGACUGCUUUCGCGACCAUCAUGAGGAGCUAGUCGCGCGGAGAGGUCGGAGAGAGCGACGCUCAGGCGGAGUCGCCGCUGUCAACAGGGUGGAUUUAGCAUAUAGACAUCAAAAGAACCUGAUUUAGUUCUCUGCUCC
Messenger RNA from Paraphaeosphaeria sporulosa, 2583 nucleotides. RefSeq lists its product as uncharacterized. Gene Ontology annotation, biological process: translational termination; nuclear-transcribed mRNA catabolic process, deadenylation-dependent decay; translation. Bases 168 to 2381 code for a protein of 737 amino acids. The transcript is spliced from 2 exons. Gene Ontology annotation, molecular function: GTPase activity; translation release factor activity; GTP binding. The record is from RefSeq and is a predicted model, not a curated record. Gene Ontology annotation, cellular component: translation release factor complex. Lineage: Eukaryota; Fungi; Ascomycota; Dothideomycetes; Pleosporales; Didymosphaeriaceae.